Molecule: messenger RNA, 248 nt
Organism: Racocetra persica
Lineage: Eukaryota; Fungi; Glomeromycota; Glomeromycetes; Diversisporales; Gigasporaceae
Source: the annotation of a GenBank genome assembly
UAAUUUUGCUACACCUGUUACCAAUAUUAGUAAUUUUGCUGCACCUGUUACCAAUACUAGUAAUUUUGCUAUGCCUAUUAUCAAUACUAGUAAUCCUAUUACUCAUUCCACCUUUAAUAAUCCUGCUACUAAUAUCAUCACCACCUCUAGUAAUCCUGCUACCUAUAUUGCUUCCAACUCUAGUAAUUCUGCUAGUAAUUCCUCUACAUCUAAUUUUAAUAAUUAUACUAAAUCUACCACUUAUAGUA